GGCGGUAGGGCCAUGUCGCAGCGCGGGGGGGAUCGCGACCGAGAUCGCGAUCGCGAGCUUCAGUGGUCGGCGCGAAGGAUGGGGACGUCGUUGUUACUGCAGCUGUCGGCGCACGAGCGGGAAUUGGACCUGGUCUGCUUGGACCACAGCUACGCCAAACCCUGGAGCGCCCACCCGGACGCCAGCGCCGCUCGUCCCACCCGCAUGCUCUUCCUCACACCGCGGCGGCAGCCCCGCACCGCCCUCGAAGCAGAUAUCCCCAUCGAUGUCGAGACGGUGACUCCCACGCCUGUGCCGCUCUAUGACAACCAGAAGGCGCGCAGCGUGAUGAACGAGUGCGAGCGCCAUGUCAUGUUUGCUCGCACGGACGCUGACGCCCCUCCGCCGCCGGACGACUGGGAGGAACACGUCAACAGGACGGGUUGGACGAUGGCCCAGAACAAACUAUUUAACAAAAUUCACAAAGCGCUGCAGUCUGACAGGCUGGCUCGCUUGGCUAACGAAGGGGCUUGUAACGAGCCGGUCCUGAGGAGGAUAGCGGUGGACAAAUGCGCUCGGAGGGUCCGCCAAGCUCUGGCUAGCGUGAACUGGGACACCAAACUGAUCCAGUGGCUUCACACGACCUUGGUGGAAACCCUCAGUUUGCCAGUGCUGGCUGCUUACUUGGAUGCUCUGCAAACCCUUAAAGGAAAGAUCCCCACCCUGAUCGACAGGAUGCUGCUCUCCUCUACCACGAAGACAGGGGCAGCGGGUGCUGAGGCUCUGUCUCUGCUGCUGAAGAGACCGUGGGACCCAGCAGUGGGUGUCUUGUCGCACAAUAAGCCAAGCAAAUUGCCUGGUUCCCCCCUCAUCCUGAUUGCUUCCUCUGGACCCUCCAACUCCAUGUUCCCCACUUCUCGACGGCACCGAUUCUGGCAGUCGCAGCUUUCCUGCUUGGGAAAGGUGAUUCCCAUCGCCACCCACCUGCUUUUUGAACACAUGAUCGGGGCGGUGAGGGGCAAAGUGGCGGAGAUUCACAACCACUUCUCUCACAAGCCGAUCAUCCUGAUCGGGUGGAACACGGGUGCCUUGGUGGCCUGUCACGUUUCAGUGAUGGAGUACGUCACUGCAGUUGUGUGCCUUGGAUUCCCGCUGCUCACUGUUGAUGGCCCCAGAGGGGAUGUUGACGACCCCCUCCUGGAGAUGAAGACCCCCGUCCUCUUUGUGAUCGGUCAGAAUUCCCUGCAGUGCAACAUCGAAGCGAUGGAAGAUUUCCGGGAGAAAAUACGAGCUGAUAACAGCAUGGUGGUGGUGGGAGGAGCAGAUGACAAUCUCAGGAUAAGCAAAGCCAAAAAGAAGUCGGAAGGCCUGACCCAGAGUAUGGUGGACAGGUGCAUCCAGGAUGAAAUAGCUGACUUCUUGACUGGAGUCCUCACCCGAGCAGAGAGCCACUCGGGCUCUGAUCCCCGUGACCUGGAUGCUGAGAAGAAGAAGAAGCCACGCGACUCGACGAGGAGGGAUCUGUCCUUCGACUUGCCGGAAAGAACCAGCAGGCCCGCCUCGCCAGCAGCCAAAGUGCCCGCCUCACCUUCCGGCUCGGAGGACUUAUCCAGCGUCUCCAGCAGCCCCACUUCAAGCCCCAAGACUAAAAUGGCUGCUGUGUCCUCCAUCCAGAAGCCCAGCCAGAUCGGCACCACGCAGCUGCUGAAGAGGCAGGUGCAGAGGGCGGACACUGUCCUGACACACAAGCAGGCACAAGCUCAGUUCGCUGCUUUUCUGAAACAAAACAUGCUGGUGAGGAAAGCUCUUCCUCCUGGCACCUCUUCAUGUCUUUUUGUUCCAGUCUCCUCAGAGCACUCGGAAGGGGCUGAGAAAGAUGAUGUGCGUAUGCAGCUGAAGAGGCAUCAGACCCCCAGCCCGACCCAGUGCACCAAAGCCUCCAAACGAGCCAAAAUCAAGGUGACCAUUGUCUCUCACGGAGAUGCUGCUGGCGUGGGGAACGGAGCACCCCUCACCACCCAGGCAGAAAUUGUCACUGGAAAGCCAGUCCCCAUGGCUGUCGGCCAGUCGCUGUCGGGCGCAAAGGAGCUGUCGGGACUGCUCACCACCCCCAAGCUGAGUUCGGCAGCAGAAACCUCCUCCACAAGUCCUGCUCCGUCUGCCGUGAUCCCCAGCAGCACGGCGCCCAGCGCUUUCCAUGCCCUGCAGAGCAGGCUGGUGGCCAGCAGUGCCCACUGCAUGCAGGCCCAGCCAGCCAGCUGCCUCCAAGGAGCAGCAUCUGCCAGCAGCCUGCUGCAAGGGCUGAGCUUCAGCCUGCAGGACAUCGGGACCAAGUCGUCAGCCCUUCCUGCCAGCGUGGCUGCUGCUGGGCCGCCCGUGCAGACCUCAGCUGUGAAGACGCCUGCAUCUAUCCAGAACCUAAGUGCCAUAACCACGGGCACCGGUACAAUUGUCCGCACCAUCCCAGUUGCCACCUCUUUGUCUCUGGGAGCCUCGGCGAGCGGGAAGCCCACAGCCAUUCACCAGCUGCUGACAAAUGGGGGACUAGCAAAGCUGGCCAGCAGUCUCCCUGGCUUGGCUCAGAUCUCCAACCAGGCAGCAGGCUUGAAGGCCCCAACGACCAUCACUGUGACGCUGCGUGGGCAACCCAGCCGCGUGACCACGCUUAGCCAGGCUGCGAUGGGGACUGUCCAGCCCCAGCUCGAGGAACAGCCGAUGCAGACCCCUCAGGCUCCAGACGGUGCUGUUGGGAACCUGGCCGCCCCAGCUACCAGCGCCGCCUCUCCUGGCAAGCUGCUGUCUCAGAUGGAUCUCAGCAAAGCCCAGGCUGGCGCAGAGAUGGCUCCCGCCGACCCCGCGGCACACCUGACCGCCGCCGCGGCAGCACCCGUAGUGACCACCACCAGCCCCAUGAAGACACUCUACGUCAUGUCGGAUGCCAAGCUGUCUGCGCUUACCAAGUCUGUGAUGGGUGAGGCUACCUCUGUCCCCCUCAAACUGCCGGGCAUCCAGCCUUCCUCCUCCUCAUCCGCCAGCUCUCCCACUGGUGCUGUCACCUUCGCGACCUCCCCCCUGGCCAGCGCCCCCAGCCCUCCCAGCAGCUUGGUACACUCGAAGGUGGGACCUGUCCUGCAGACUGCUUCCAAGACGGUCAUCCUGACCUCAACGCUGGCCACGAUGAAGGGCGAUGGACCCCUGGGACACAUUGGGGAGAAGGUCAGCUUGACCAAGAGCGCUGCGGCCCUCGGCCAUGCUCUGGGGGCAGUGGAGACCCUGGGGAGGGUUCCCUCCGUGGUGGACGACGGGAGCACCAUCAUCCACACCAGAGAGGCUCUGGCCAACAGACACUUGCUGCCCCAGGGAGUGCUGCCAGGAGGGCCCAGCACCACCCUCAUAACGCUGGGCAGCAGCUCCUCCAUCAUCGCCACGGCGGGGCCCACGCUCGGCCAGAAGCCAUAGGGACCCUUGGGCUGCGACUGGCACUUGGGGAAGACUGAGAUUGGUGAUGGGGUGGGAGAGGAGCAGCCCUGUGGGCAUGGGGGGCUGGUUGAGGCUGGAGCGAACCAGGGGAUGUUUUUUUGGUUUUGUUG
Messenger RNA from Egretta garzetta (little egret), 3569 nucleotides. It is a transcript of the gene KANSL3, whose product is annotated as KAT8 regulatory NSL complex subunit 3. Gene Ontology annotation, biological process: positive regulation of transcription by RNA polymerase II. The record is from RefSeq and is a predicted model, not a curated record. The transcript is spliced from 22 exons. The coding region runs from base 13 to 3438 and encodes 1141 amino acids. Lineage: Eukaryota; Metazoa; Chordata; Aves; Pelecaniformes; Ardeidae. Gene Ontology annotation, cellular component: NSL complex.